Castor canadensis (American beaver) is the source of this 1613-nucleotide messenger RNA. RefSeq names its product methyltransferase like 17 (gene Mettl17). The record is from RefSeq and is a predicted model, not a curated record. NCBI's taxonomy places the organism in Eukaryota, Metazoa, Chordata, Mammalia, Rodentia, Castoridae. Gene Ontology annotation, molecular function: structural constituent of ribosome; methyltransferase activity. Gene Ontology annotation, biological process: translation. Gene Ontology annotation, cellular component: mitochondrial small ribosomal subunit.
AUGCCGUCCCAGGAAGUUGCGCGAUGGAUGCGCACCGUGACGUUGGGCUGAGAGGCGCAGGUACCUACACUUCCGUUUCCGGUUUGUGUCCGACGCUAUGGCGACCGCCAGGAAACUGAGGUUCUUACUGACAGUGGGCCGAACGUGCCGCAGCGGGGGAGUAGCUCUCCAGCCCCGGGCGCUCGCCACCCUUGUGCCCGGCGUGACCCAGGUGGAUAACAGGUCCGGCUUUCUGGGGAAGAUGCCCCAUCGUCGGCACCCCGGCAUCCUGCAGCUGCCGCACGUGCGGCUGCCGCGGGCCCUGGCCAGCGCCGCGCAGUUGCUGCUGCUUGAGAGGACAAUGCCCAACAUAGAAAAGCAGGUGCAAGCCCUGACCAAUUAUCUCUGGAGCCGACAUUUGCCUGUAGAACCAGAGGAGUUACAGAGACGGGCUAUGGAUCUUGAGAAAAAAUUCCUGGAAAAUUCAGACUCACCUCAGACAGAGGAGAAACUUUGUGAAAAAGUACUGCAUGCCCUGCGCAGAACUACCUACCAUUGGCAAAAACUGAGCUACAAUGAAGAACUAAGCCUUGUAUAUAUGGCAGCAAGACUGGAUGGUGGCUUUGCAGCAGUCUCCAGGGCUUUCCAUGAGAUCCAGGCUCGAAUUCCAGAGUUCCAGCCACAAACCUUGAUGGACUUUGGCUGCGGUACUGGUUCUGUUACCUGGGCUGCUCACAGUAUGUGGGGCAAGAGUCUACGUGAAUAUGUGUGUGUGGACUGCUCUGCUGCCAUGUUGAGUUUGGCAGAAAAGCUACUAAAAGGUGGUUCAGAAUCAAAGGAGCCUCAUGUUCCAGGUGUCUUUUUCAGACAGUUUCUACCUGUAUCACCCAAGGUACAAUUUGAUGUAGUAGUAUCAGCCUUUGCCCUUAGUGAACUACCCAGCAAGGCUGACCGAACUGAAGUGGUUGAAACCUUGUGGCGCAAGACGAGCCAUUUUCUGGUAUUAGUGGAGAAUGGAACAAAAGCUGGACACAGCCUUCUUAUGGAUGCCAGGGACCUGGUCCUUAAGGAAAAAGAAAAGUCACCUUGGGACCUUCAGCCUAGUUUUGUCUUUGCCCCAUGUCCCCAUGAACUUCCGUGUCCUCAGUUGACAGCCUCUACGCCCAUGGCCUGUAGCUUCUCUCAGGCUUAUCAUCCCAUCCCCUUCAGCUGGAACAAGAAGCCAAAGGAGGAAAAAUUCUCUAUGGUGAUUCUUGCCAGGGGGUCUCCAGAAGAAGCUAAUUGCUGGCCCCGUAUCACUCAGCCUGUCCUUAAACGGCCCCGCCAUGUGCAUUGUCACCUCUGCUGUCCAGGUGGGCACAUGCAGCAUGCUGUCAUCACAGCCCGCCUCCAUGAGGGAUUUGUAUCGCUGUGCCCGUGUCAGCGCCUGGGGAGAUCUUUUACCUGUGAUAACUCCAUCUACAUCUCCUGCAGCCCCUACUGAAGGUCCUCCUGAGAGUUGACAAGAAUGUGGACAAGCAAAACAUUUUCUUCCAUCACACCUGCCAAGGCUAAUGCUACCUGGUAUCCAGGAAGGGAGUUCUGGUACUCCUGCAUAUCUGUGUUUAAAGUUUGAAUAAUAAUAAACUUUUAAU